CCGAGACUUUCCUCUGAGCUGUGCAGAAGGCAGCAGUUCCCGCUGCGGAGCCCUGUCUCGGACUUUCUCGAGUUAUCCAAGGUUCGCCAAGGACCUGUACCUAGAUGUGCAAGAUUGCGGCGUACAGGAACUGUUCAUUGAUUUUGAUAUAAAUCAUAAAAAUCACCGGUCACCGAAGGAAGCAUGCAUCGGACUGACAGGGAUGCAGACACUACUCGUUCACACGAGACGUAAUGACAUUGAGCGCAUUUGACGUAGUGACGUAUACGACGUAAUGACAUCUCAAGAGGGAGACUGUCGGACGGACAUUCAGACGAGGAAAUUCAGUAUCGACUCUGCAUCUCUCUACCUCAAGCUACAAAUCAGAAUUGUGUAGAGCAUUCGCCCAUCCAAUCUCAGUCUUCCACCACCAAAUCUCUCAAGUUCCACGCCAAAUCUUCGAAAACAUGAAAGCAUCCGUUUCUAUCAUCGCUAUGCUUGGGCUCGUAGCUCACAUCAUCGCAGCUCCAACUCUAGGAUACGGCACUGGAAACCUGCUCAAAAGGGGAGAUUGUGUACAGUACAUGAUGGAAACGAGCCGAGCUGCAAAUGAACAGGCUGCUCAAGAUCUCUGCAAGUCUGCUCUUGGGCCAGAUGGAGAAGAAGCCCCAGGUAUGUCUGCCGACACAUGGUAG
Periconia digitata is the source of this 674-nucleotide messenger RNA. NCBI's taxonomy places the organism in Eukaryota, Fungi, Ascomycota, Dothideomycetes, Pleosporales, Periconiaceae. The record is from the annotation of a GenBank genome assembly.